This is a messenger RNA of Caenorhabditis auriculariae, 8910 nucleotides long. The record is from the annotation of a GenBank genome assembly. NCBI's taxonomy places the organism in Eukaryota, Metazoa, Nematoda, Chromadorea, Rhabditida, Rhabditidae.
AUGCCACCAGACAGGAGACCCACACCUUAUAGACGGAAGCAAAAUCUAGAAACUCCUUCAGCGAUUAUUCCGGCGCCACCAUCGAGAAGAAAAAAGAAGACUUUUGGGUCCUUAAUUAAUGGAUCAUUUCCUCAAAAAUAUUCUUUGUUAAAGAUGGGAAGCAAUCGUUUUGAUAUUCACGGUCCUUUUCGGCUUCACUUAUAUGAUUUUGUAUGUGACCCUGGCGCCGUCACUCGAUAAAUUGCCUCCGAUUAAAGGUCCGGAUUAUGACAAUGUCAGUUUUUUCUUAAAUUUUUCGGGAAGUUCACGAUUUUCCAGAAACUUUGGGGAACCUACCGGUCGCACAUGUACUUUGGCUUGAGGACACGGGACCCGAAAUCGCCGUUGUUCGGAAUGAUGUGGUAUGAACAGCCGGAUGCUGUUAUCAGGCCCGCUAUCCGGCAUUGGUGCAAUCAAGGUUUUCACUGUUUAAAGGAACAUAGGCAGAAAUAUAAUGAUGGUCUUAAAAAGAAGAGCCACUUUUAAGGAAUUAAUAAGGCCAAUAAAGUUUUUUUCAAAAAAUGUCAUGUCUCGGAGCAACUUCAGGGCGCUGUUGAGCACAAUUUUGAGUUUAAAUAUGUGGAUUUUUUUUUUAUUGGAAAUUGUUUUGACUCGAUUAUAAUGAAUUUUAAAAACUUUAACUUGUAAAAUUGUAUAUUUUUUCAUUUGGAAGAUAGGAGCUCAGGAGUUUUUCAACUCUAAAGAAGAGGCUAUGUUGAUUUUUUUAACAGAAAUUCGAAAAAAAUCGAGGUUUGAACCUUCAAAAGAUUUUAAAUUCUUCUGAGUUUCGAUUCGAACGAAAAAUUUCAUGUUGAGGGAAGAUUUGCGUAACUUCAUUGUUAAAGGCAAAGCUUUUUUUUCUGGAAAAUUACUUUUCUUUUAUUUUUUCGGUAAAGAAAGACCUUUUUGCGUUCAAAAAUGGGCUCUAUCUUCUAAUCAUGGUUUUUCUUAAGACGAGGCUUUUUUUCCAUUUUAUUUUAUCUUUUUUUCAUAUAAGUAUAAGAAAUCCCAUGAAGAUUCGAUUUGAACGAAAAAAAAGUGGUUAGCGGAAAUUUGAGUAACGUCAUCGUUAAUGAAGACAGGGCUCUUUUAUCUUGAAUAAAUUUCUUCUGCUAUUUUAUAUUGAUCAAAAAAAUUGGCGCGUUAAAAAAUGGGCUCUAUCUUGUUAUCAUGGUCUCCUGGAGGCAAGCUUUUUUUCGUUUUAUUUUCAUCACUCUCAUUAUUUUUAUCAAAAGGAAAACUUUUUUGCGCGAAAAAUGAGCUCUAUUCCUGCCCUCCAUUCGUUUAAGAUGAAUUUUAGAGGUCAGGGAAGAAAGGAAAUGUAUUUAAAUGGAAUGAUAAUUAUUUCAAGCUCAACUUCGAUUUUCACCGCCAAUAUUAAGGCGAUGGAAUUUCCCGAUAUGGUUGGGUGGCGGCCGACGGGCGCAGUUUCGGGAUGCAAAAUAUAACGGAAAAAACGGGGCCAAUCCGAACGAAUUGGAUCAACGACAAGGGCGGAUUCACGGCGCGUAUCAGUUUCAAUAUGCUCAAGGGCCGGCGUUAUUCCGUCAUUUUCUACCUCGUUUCUCAAGUUUGAAAAUAAUAUUAAUUCCGAAAAGAGAUCAUAUUCAGUACUCCAAUGCGAGAUUCGGCCUUGGGACUCACUUGAGCGAGAUUUUCAAGGGAACCAGUGAUUAUCUCGGCGAUUUGAAGGUAUGUUCUGGGAUUUUCAGAUUUUUUGGUUUUUUAUGGGUUUCAGGAAGAAUAUUUUUCUUGAAAGUUUUUUUGUUUUUUUGAUUUUUUUUUUAGGUGAUUUCUGCUAUAAGCUUUUUUUCACUCACUUUUUUAGCUUGAAAUUUUUAUUUUGCUUUUUUUUUGAAAUUUGCCAAAGAAGAAAAAAACAAAUAAAUCCAAAAAAAGUAUAUUCGCUCUAUUUUUUUCACAUAGACAUUUUAUCACUAGGAAUUUCAGUUAAAUUGGAUUUUUUUCCUAUUUAGAGAGAAAAAAAUCUAAAAAUAAAAAUAAUUUCUCUCAGAUUGUUUUUAAAAAGAAAGUAUAUGAAUUUAGAGACAAUCUGUUUUUUUUCUUUUGAAUUUUCGUGGGCUAUAUUUUGAAAUUUUCAAAGCUUUAGGUAGAACCUUUUCCAAUUCACAAAGUUCAAUCGAAAGGAUUAUCGUCUAUUAAUAAAGUUAAAAUUUCAUUUUUAGUUAUAAAAGGCUUUCAAAACGCAUUAUAAGCAAGUUUAUCAGAAUCAAGAGAUCUUUUUUUUAUGAAAAAAAAUAUUGGAACUCUCUUCAAGAGAUCAUUCGAUUCAAUAAAGAAUAUUUCUGUAGGUCUCCGUUGACUCGAGCAAAAUGGACAGUAUUUCUCACUCCACCCUCCUUUUGGACGAUCAUUUGAUGCUCGACAAACUCGACGAAUAUAUCCUGUCCAACACGGUUUUUCCUGUAGAUUUUCCCCAAAAAACUGAAAUUCCCUUCAAGAAAGCCAUGGAAAAAGACAAGAAAAUCGUCUUCGUCCUCAACGAAAACCACGCGGCCACCGAGGGAAACUUUGUCGCCGUCCAGCUGAAUAUCGAGAAUUCCGUCGACUUGGAAGUGUCUCUUAAGUAUCUCACCACAUCACGAAACUCCUCUAAAAUGUCUCUUUUUGGGGUUGGAGCUCGGCAGCCGGCGCAGAACGACAAGUUCGACAAGGAAUUGGCCAGAAGGGCUGGAGAAUUCGAGAAGAAGUUUGAAAACGCCUUUUUCUCUCGCUUCGAAGGUGGUUUUUGAGGAUUUUUUUGGAAGGGGGAGGGCUUUUUUUACUAUAAUGAGGAGAUAUUUUUGAAAUUUUUCGCCUGAAAGGUGGUUUUUUUGGAUCAUUUGGGGGAUUUCUUUAAAAUUCCCUCCUGUAAAGUAGCUUUUUAAGGAUUUUUUUGGGGGGGGUUUCUUCAAAUUUCUUGCCUGUAGUUUUUUUGAGAUGGAGGGGGGGAUUUUUGCUAUAAUCAUUUUUCUUGCAGGGGGAUUUCAAGGACUUUUCAGAUUCAAAAAAAUUGUUUGAAGUUUGAAUCCCCACAAUUUUCGACCAAAAAAAUGGUAAAUAUAUCGGAAAAAUUUUUCUUUUUGGAAAGUACGAGAGAAAAAUUCAGACGCUUUCAGUUCUGAAGGUCUUUUUUUCCUAUUUUGCACUUUAAAAAUAUAUAAUUUUUUUAUUUUGAUAAGUUUUACAGCUGAAAUUGAAAGAUAUAUAGUGAUUUACCGGCUAGUUUAGCAUAGAGAAAUGUUACUUGAUCAAGAAAAAUAGAGAAAACCAAAGAUUCUUUCAAAAAUAGCUUUUUAUAAAGACUAUCGUCAGAAAUGAUACGAAAAAAACCAACUUUGGUCUUGUAAAGAAUUCAAUCUUCCUGAAAGUUUUUUAAGCUACGUUUUUUUUCUGUGAACUGAAACUUCAUCAGAGUGUUGGAAUUAGCAAUUAUAACAACUCCAGAAAUUUUCAAAAAGAUGGAAUUCCUUUCCAGAAAGUUGUGACCAAAAUUCUGUGUUUUCGUAUUUUUUCUGACGGUGCUGUACGUAUUCUACUGUCGCUUGAUUUUAUCUUGAAAUCUGACUAGUCAUUUUAGGGACCUUUUAUUUUCUGAUACUUUGUUUUUCUAUGCCUUUUUCCUUCCUUUUCUGUAUUUUAUGUAUUUUUUGUGUCUCAGAACUACACGACGAUCCAGAUGGACAUGGGAAAAGUCGCCCUGUCGAACAUGCUCGGGAGUAUCGGAUACUCCUUCGGGUACAAUAAGGUACUAUCCACCUUAAUUAAAUUCCAAAAAAAAUUGAAUUAUAUUUCAGGUGAACUUUUCGCACGGCAUCUAUGAGUACGGACCCCAACAAUUGUUCUCCGCCGUCCCCUCUAGGCCGUUCUUCCCGAGAGGAUUCCUGUGGGACGAGGGAUUCCACACGAUGCUCAUCCGGAAGUUCGACCCGAGACUUUGUCUUGAGGUCCCUUUUUUGCUGGAAUUUUUGAAAUAGUGAAAAAAGCUCUCCGUUUUAAUGUAAGCUAUUAGGCGACAUUUUACGAUUUUUUGAUCUCGAAAAAAUUAAAAUUAGUCGGAGGUUAAGUAAAAAAAAAAGCUUGUAUGAAAAACUGUUUGUUUAAAAAAAAAACUGUUCAUUGCAUCUUCAAUGUAAGAAUACAUGUGCAAUCGACUUUCAUUGAUUUAACUGUGUUUAAACGGCGGCAGGAGCUGUGGCUUAGGCAGAGAAGUUGUGAAUUUCGCUCGUAGAACAUCCGGUACAAGAGAGGUCGUAGGAAGAAGUACGGUGCCGGCUUUCCAAAGGCCGAUGGCAGAGAUUGAGCCUUUUCGCUGCAUGCAGCUCCCAAAUUUAUCUACCCCGGAGGGAUGAAAGGCUUGGUCGACCUCGCGGACGUUAGAAAUGAGUUUUACCAGCUGAGCUAUGCCGCCCCCUUGUAUGACUUGUAUGUUGUAUGACGGGUAUGUUGUAUGACGGGGAUCCAAAAUUUACAGUCAAAAAUUGGAUUUUUUUAGAUUUGACAGUUUUUUUUUCAUUCUAAAACUCUUUUUAACAUUGGCAAUUUCUGUGAGAAAAAAGAAAUAUGUUCAAAAAAAUUUCUUUCAAAAAAAUAUUUGAGAUUUUUUUCAGAUAUGAAAUUUUUUUCAUCUUAACGUUUUUUUCGAGUAUGGCAUUUUAUUGGAGAAAUUUUUGGAAGUGAGAGAAAAAAUUUUUUUUGCGACUUUAGUUAAAAAUUUAGAUUUUUAAAAAAAUGAUAAAAGGUACAUUUUUUUUCCAAAAGUGGUUCAAGACAUCAGGCAAGAGGGCUGGUUUUUUUUCAUUCAUCGAAAAAUUUCAUGGGUUAGUAAUAACUUGGAAUCUUCCUAUAUCGAAAAAAAGUGUCAUAUAAUCAAGUUUUAACGAGAAAAAUACAAUAAUUUCAUUUAUUUCUUUAAAAAAACCAUUUAGAUCAUCGUUUCCUGGAUAAAUACGAUGGAGAAAGGCGGCUGGAUGCCUCGCGAAAUGAUUUUUGGGCCCCGAAGCUGAAGCGAAAGUAAUAAAAUAAUUUCAAAAAAACUUUUCCUUGAAAAAAAUACACUUCCAGGUUCCCACCGAGUUCAUCAUCCAAAAAAACUCGACAUUGCCAACCCGCCAAGCUUAUUUUUACGUCAUCGAUAAGCUUGUCCAUGAUGAAAAAAAGUAUUGGAAAAAUGAAAAACUCAUCUAAAAAAAUGAAAUUUUCUAGGUUCUAGCCAAAUAUGGGCCGGUUCUGGCGAGAAUCUACCCGCGGUUAGAAAAAUGGAACGCCUGGCUACGCGUCUCCCAGAUGGGCAGCCAGAAAAACGGCUAUAGGUACGUUUCAAAUGGACCAUUUGACCGGAUUGAGUUUGAGUUGGUUUAUUGAGUUUCGAAACUGUCACCUCUGAGAAAAAAUUGAAAUUUACGGCUUUUGUCCUGAAAGAGUAUGAAGAGAAGGUUCAAAAAUUGCAAGUUUAACCGAAAUUUUCUUGAAUAUUUAUUUUGGAAAAACAUUUUAUGACCUUUUUUUUGUGUCGUUUUGCCAUUUUCUAGACUUUUUCCAGAGCGUUUUUUGAGGAAACUUCAAAAUUUCAGUUUUAUAUAUAUGGACUUGGCAAAAAAACGAGAAAUUGGGGGGACUUGGCAAAAAAACGAGAAAUGGGGGGCUUCUUGCCAAAAAACGAAAUUUGGGGGACUUGGCAAAAAACGAGAAAUUGGGGGUUGGCAAAAAGAAACUUGGCUGUCGCCAGACAUGCUCAUCCCAUGUAUGGGUCUGUGGCGAAAAUUUUUACUUUGUGCUUGAAAACUAAGUGGUUCAGAAGUACACUUUAAUCAAGCUUCAUUUGAAAUUUUAAUCGGCCACCGAAAAAACGUCCCAUGACCGUUUUUCUGUGAACUCACCUACCUUUAAUUUUCAUCGGCUCUUCGCAGAUCCACCGGUUUUUUUCUCUUCGAAAAGCAACCACGGAAAGAUAUCUGACCGCGAACAGUCCGUGCUCUUGCCGCCGCAAGAAUGCUUGAGAAAAUGCUUCUUUUUUUAGAUGGCGAGGCCGGAAUGCGGAAACCUACAUGGAGCUGAACCCGAAGACGUUGGCGUCUGGCCUGGACGAUUAUCCGAGAGCCAGUCAUCCGUCCGUGGAGGUAAAAAAAAAUUGAGCUUUUGUUUGGUUUCUCAAGCGAAGUGAAUCAUCUCAAAGUUAUACAAAGCGUUUCGGUCGCGUUGGUUUUUGGAAAAAAAAAAGUUGAAGCUGCGCCCGACACCGCGAUACUUUCUUUUGAUAUGUUAGAAUACUUCUGAGCGCAAGUAGUUCGUCGUCGGGUGCGCUGAAGAAUCGCUCGAAUUUGGCGUGAAAAACAUUUUCUCGGACCAUUACUGUGAUACGUAAAAAAAAAUUGAAAAAUUGGUUGAUUCAAAUUUUUUUAAAGCUUCAUAAUAGGCUCUCACUUAUGUUAAGUGGAAAAUUUGAAAAUCUCUUUUUUUUUUUUUCGAAGACAUUUUCAUGGUUAGGUGAAAUUCUUGUUCUAAUUACCUUGCUGGUGAGAGAAGAGAGAGCGCAGACAUGUCAGACCAUUGAUGAUGAUAAUAACAAAAGACUGCGUCUGAAUUUUAGAGAGCGUUCGAAAAAGAGAAGCGAGGCGUUAUUGUUUUCUCUAAAAGCUCUCUUGUUUAGGAGUGUUCUCUAGCUUUCGAAGGGUUAGACUUGACUCCAGUUCUUCAGGUGCAGCUGCGAACUUUAAUUGAAUCUAAAAAGUGUCACAGUUUUCUCGUAAUUCCAGGAGCUGCACCUCGACCUCCGCUGCUGGUUGGCCCUCUGCGGCCGGGUGAUGGAACGGCUUUCUAAACUCUAUGGAACCGACGCCGAACAUCGGAAGUACGCCAAACAGCGGGAGGAACUGACCGACCUCGACGAGCUCGUCAAGAUGCACUGGAGCGAGCCGGCAGGCGUCCGUUUUCCUGUACUUUUUGCCCAAAGUUAUUUCUGGGCGUUCAGAUUUUCUGUGACUAUGGCAAGCACAGUAUGAGUGUGGCGCUGGCCCGUGUUCCGACGCCCUCGAAAGAACGCCAUUUUGAAUAUCAGAGGUGAGGGAGGAGCCAUAUCCAGAAGAAAAUCUGGAACUAGAUUUGAAAAUCGUCAUUUUUAAUGGUAGUUUUAAAAAAAUGGCGAAGUUUGAAAUCGAUUUUUAGCUUUUGAGUAUACUCCAGUGUUCACUUGAUCGAUGUCUCACACUUCUUUGAAAUGACGUCAUCAGAAGAUGAGAAAUUUCGCGAUUCAGAGUCACAUAGUCUGCUAAGAAUUUCUUCCUAAGUUUUUGAAAGGAUAAAAUAUCUUGACACGACUUCUUUCCGAAGUUCAGAAAAUUGAAAAAACGAAUUUUGAAUAAGUUGUCCAUGGAGCGCACUUUCAAAACAAUUUCCACGGCAAUUUUUUCAUUAGCUCGAUUUUUUACGGUUUUUUUCCCAUACCAAAAAACCACUGAAAACGACUCUCCGCUUUAAUAUUUUUUCAAGAUUUUCAUGGUUUUUUGAACAUUUUAGAAAAUAUAUUUGAACUACUGAGUGUGAGUUUUCUUAGUCUGUAAGGACGUCAGACCAUUGGAAAAAAAAAUUUCCGAGGUUUUUACGAACUUUCUUUUGAACUGAACGAAAAACUUGAUGAAAUCCGUAGAAGCUCAUAAUAUCUUCCUCUUCAGAGUGACAUCACAUGCGCCACAACUCCAGCUGGUCUCCAACGUCUUCGGCUACAACAGCCUCUUCCCGCUGAUGCUGCGACUACUACCCGCCAACUCGAAAUAUCUGAAACUGACGCUGGAGAAGAUCCGCGACCCGAAGGAACUCUGGACGGAAUUCGGCCUACGGUCGCUGUCAACCAGAUCACCCUACUACCAGGCCCGAAACACCGAACAUGACCCGCCUUACUGGAGAGGGUGGGCUAGUUUGCGGCUUCACUAAAAAACCUUGAGUAUUUCGCGAAAAAGCCGCUUUAAUGCUGUUUUGAGAACUGUAUCUAGACAUUCAUUUUUGCUAGGUUUUUUCAUGACCUGUCUUCAAAAAAGGGCUUGUUUGGAAGCUUAAGAGUUGGGACUUCAUGAAAACUUGGGCUUGAAACUUCGAAAGUUAAAGUGCUCAAAAAGAUUUUUUUUUUCCUCUCUAAAUGCUCUCUAGUUUUGCAGUGCUCUCUAGCUUUAAAAAUGCUUUUUUCCUCUGAUUUCUGCUUCCUCUCACCUUUUUUCAUCGGCACUAUAGUCCGUUCGCCGCGACUUGACAGUUUUUGAAUGUCUGCGUCUCUUUGUUCCCUCACCGGCGAGGUCACAGAAACGCGAAAAUAGCGCGUCAACAAGAGAGAGUCGUCGAGAGACCAGGAGGGCGCAGAGAAGCCCUAUAAUUAUUUUUCAGGAAGUUAAUUUCUUAAUUUUUUGUCUGUGUAGGAUGAACAGGUGCAGGACUAUUUUUAAGCUCAAAAGGAAUCGAAAAAAAAACUUCGAACAUGCUAGAAAAACUUGCUAACAAAACAACCACAGGAUAUCAAAAGAGAGUUUUAGAGAAUUUUGAAUUUUUCCGAUGAGAACUACGAAAACUUUUCAGCGCCAUCUGGAUCAACAUCAACUACAUGACCCUAUCCGCCCUGAAAUACUACGCCCUGCAGCCUGGACCUUACCAAUCUGACGCCGAGAACAUUUUCCAGUUGCUGAGGGCUAAUCUGGUCAGGAAUAUGGCCAAUGUGAGUUUGAGCUCCAGGGAGCCAAAAAACGUGAAAUUUUGCAGCAGUUCAACCGGACCGGCUACAUCUGGGAGAACUACGACGACCGGACCGGCGAGGGUCGUGGAUCGCAUCCCUUCAACGGCUGGUCCUCACUCAUUCUCAUGAUCAUGAGCGAUAACCUUGAAACAUAA